AUGCAGCACGCGUGUCGACCAGGCGAACAGGACUGCUGUGAGCGGGUCGUCAUCAACGUCAGCGGUAUGCGCUACGAGACCCAACUGAAAACGCUCAACCUGUUCCCGGACACGCUGCUCGGCAACCCGCAUAAGCGCAUACGCUACUUCGACCCGUUGCGCAACGAGUACUUCUUCGACCGCAAUCGGCCGAGCUUCGACGCGAUUCUGUACUAUUACCAGAGCGGCGGCCGACUGCGGCGGCCCGUCAACGUGCCUCUAGAUGUCUUCACCGAGGAGAUACGAUUCUACGAGCUCGGCGAGGCGGCGCUGGAGAAGUACCGCGAAGACGAGGGCUUCAUCAAAGAAGAGGAGAAGCCGCUGCCGGAGAACGAGCUGCAGAGGAAGAUCUGGUGCCUAUUGGAGUAUCCGGAGACGUCGCAGUGGGCGCGCGUCGUCGCCAUCUUCUCCGUCUUCAUCAUUCUGCUAUCGAUCGUCAUCUUCUGCGUCGAAACGCUGCCGCAGUUCCGCCACUUCAAGACGGAGAAGGGCAACGACAACCGGACGGUGAAGUUCCAGGACGACACCGUGCCGAAGUUCACCGACCCGUUCUUCAUCAUCGAGACGAUCUGCAUCAUCUGGUUCUCGAUGGAGCUGUCGCUGCGAUUCGCGACGAGCCCGAGCAAGCUGACGUUCGCGCGCAACAUCAUGAACGUGAUCGACCUGAUUGCGAUCAUUCCCUACUUCGUGACUCUCGGCACGGUGCUCGCCAACGAAGAGAAGAGCAACAGCCAGGCGAUGUCGCUCGCCAUCCUGCGCGUCAUCCGGCUCGUGCGCGUCUUCAGGAUUUUCAAGCUGUCGCGCCACUCGAAGGGCCUGCAGAUCCUCGGCCAGACGCUCAAGGCGAGCAUGAGGGAACUCGGUCUUCUCAUAUUCUUUCUGCUCAUCGGUGUCAUUCUGUUCUCGUCGGCCGUGUACUUCGCCGAGCAGGACGACAACCAGACUCACUUCAAGAGCAUCCCGGACGCGUUCUGGUGGGCCGUCGUUACUAUGACGACGGUCGGCUACGGCGACAUGCGGCCGGUCAGCUACGGCGGUAAGAUCGUCGGCUCUCUGUGUGCCAUCGCUGGCGUGCUCACCAUAGCGUUGCCCGUGCCCGUCAUCGUGUCAAACUUUAACUACUUCUACCACCGCGAGUCGGACAACACCAACGAGGUGCUGCUGUCGAUUGAACCGCAGGUGCCGAUCACGCCCGAGGGCUCGCUGGACGGGGGCAGCUGCCCCUACCUGUCCGGCUCGUUCAAGCGCAAGUCGACGUGCAGCAACAGUAGCUCCGACAUCAUGGAGAUGGAAGAGGGACUCAGCUCGGCGCACGAGCCCAAGCAGAAGCAGCCGACGGGCGGGGGUGGAGGCGGCGGUGGCGGCGGAGGCGGCGGCGUCAACGUGUGCAACACGCUGAACGCCAGUCACAAUAACGUGAAUUCUCUCAGCAUCGAGACGGACGUAUGA
Messenger RNA from Priapulus caudatus, 1488 nucleotides. RefSeq names its product potassium voltage-gated channel protein Shaker-like. Gene Ontology annotation, biological process: protein homooligomerization; potassium ion transmembrane transport. Lineage: Eukaryota; Metazoa; Priapulida; Priapulimorpha; Priapulimorphida; Priapulidae. Bases 1 to 1488 code for a protein of 495 amino acids. The transcript has a single exon. Gene Ontology annotation, cellular component: membrane; voltage-gated potassium channel complex. Gene Ontology annotation, molecular function: protein binding; delayed rectifier potassium channel activity. The record is from RefSeq and is a predicted model, not a curated record.